This is a messenger RNA of Euleptes europaea (tarantolino), 734 nucleotides long. RefSeq names its product ephrin A3 (gene EFNA3). Gene Ontology annotation, molecular function: ephrin receptor binding. The coding region runs from base 1 to 687 and encodes 228 amino acids. Lineage: Eukaryota; Metazoa; Chordata; Lepidosauria; Squamata; Sphaerodactylidae. The record is from RefSeq and is a predicted model, not a curated record. The transcript has 5 exons. Gene Ontology annotation, biological process: axon guidance; ephrin receptor signaling pathway. Gene Ontology annotation, cellular component: plasma membrane.
AUGGCGGCGCUCCUGCCGCCCGCGCUGCUCCGGCCGCCGCCGCUGCUGCUGCUGCUCGUGCUGCUCCUGCACGGGCCCGCCGGCAGCCUGGGCAACCGGCACGCGGUGCAUUGGAACAGCUCCAACCCGCACUUGCGCCGAGAGGGCUACACAGUCCAGGUGAACGUCAACGACUACUUGGACAUCUACUGCCCGCACUACAACUCCUCGGUGCCCGAGGGACGCAUGGAGCAGUACAUCCUGUACAUGGUGAACCACGAGGGCUACCGGACGUGCAACAUCAGCCAAGGGUUCAAGCGCUGGGAGUGCAACCGCCCACACGCCCCGCACAGCCCCAUCAAGUUCUCGGAGAAGUUCCAGCGCUACAGCGCCUUCUCGCUCGGAUACGAGUUUCACGCUGGCCACGAGUACUACUACAUCUCGACUCCAGCGCACAGCCACCGCCGGGCCUGCCUCCGAAUGAGAGUCUUUGUCUGCUGUGCUUCCACGUCGCACUCUGGGGAGAAGGCAGUCCCGACCCUCCCGCAGUUCACUAUAGGGCCAGAGGUGAAGAUCGAGGACUUGGAUAACUUUAACCCCGAGAUGCCCAAGCUGGAGAAGAGUAUCAGCGGGACCAGCCCCAAACGGGAACACUUGCCCCUGGCCGUGGCCGCCGCCCUCUUCCUCAUGACUCUCUUGGCGUCCUAGCUGCGCGGGGGUGCCAAGGGAGGGCACCGAGCCACCCGCGCGAACCC